CAUUUUUCUCAACUCUUUUAAGCCAGUCAAAGUUUUGCUUUGUUGACUAAUACUCGCAAACCUCAAUCACGUUCAUACACUGCGCCAUCUCUGAUUACUCCCCUUUUACGCAUAUUUGCAUGCCGUCACUCAUUUCUCCGUCUCAGUGCACAAAUGUUGCAGCGUUACAGAAUCAUGAUUGCCAAGUCCAAAAAGAGUCUAAUACCCUUCCUACUUUGCAUUCUUUUUCUCACCGUUACAGAAACCUCAGCAUCAGUGUUCAACAACGUUAGCUGCACCAGCAACAACACUUUCACUCCCAACAGCGCCUUCAGCGCCAACCUCAACACCCUUCUCUCUUCCCUUUCCUCCAACGCCACCAACAGCGUUAGGUUCUUCAACGCAACAGCAGGGGAGGAUUCUAACACCGUCUAUGGCCUCUACAUGUGCCGUGGAGACGUGCCGUUUGCUCUAUGCAGAGAGUGUGUGGGUUUCGCUACGCAAACCAUAGCGUCGUCGUGUCCCGCGGCAAAAGAAGCUGUGAUUUGGUUCAACGAGUGUUUGUUGCGCUACUCUUAUAGGUUAUUCUUCUCCAAAAUGGAAGAGUGGCCGAGGUACCAGAUCAAGAUCCCGUUGGGGGAUCCUGUGGUUUUGCACAGUGUUGGCUUCUACACUGCGUUAGGUUCCAUUUUCAGUGAACUAUCACAUGCAGCGGCACUGGCUCUCGGAGAGUCUAAUAAUCCAUACGCUGUUAAGCAAGAAAACGCUUCUGCGAGUGUUACCCUUUAUGGCCUCGCUCAGUGCACGCCGGACUUGUCCGCCGGCGACUGCAAACGGUGUGUGGCCGACGCGGCGGCGGGAUUCGCCAAGUCCUGUUGCGGAGGGAGCAUAGGGGCGAGUGUUCUGUUUCCCAGUUGCAUUGUGCGGUAUGAAACGUACCCGUUUUAUCAGCACUCCGGAAUCUCUGCGCCGACAAUGGUUAAGGGUAAAUCAAAUAUUGGAACUGAAGUGAUUGCGAUCGUUAUUGUCUUGGUUAUCGUUUUGAUGAUGAUUUUUUGCUCUGGCUAUGGUUUCAUCUGGAUAAAAGCAAGAAAGAAACGCAAGGCCAGUGUCAGAGAAAACUUUGAGCCAGAAAUAAAAACUACCUUGGAGUCCUUGGAAUUUGAUUUGGCUACAAUUGAAGCUGCGACAAACAAGUUUUCUGAAGACCGCAGGAUCGGCAAAGGGGGUUACGGAGAAGUCUACAAGGGAAUCCUUCCUGACGGAGAAGAAAUAGCCGUAAAGAGAUUGUCAACAAGUUCUCGGCAAGGAAUGGAGGAAUUCAAAAACGAAGUGUUGUUAAUAGCUAAACUUCAACACAAAAAUUUGGUGAGAUUAAUAGGAUUUUGUCAAGAAGACCAGGAGAAACUACUUAUCUAUGAAUAUGUCCCUAACAAGAGCCUUGAUCACUUCCUAUUUGAUUCCCAGAAGCGAAGACAAUUAACUUGGUCAGAGCGAUAUAAAAUCAUAAAAGGAAUUGCAAGAGGAAUUCUUUAUCUUCAUGAAGAUUCUCGUCUUAAGAUUAUACACCGUGAUAUCAAGCCGAGCAAUGUUCUAUUGGACAAUGACAUCAAUCCAAAAAUAUCUGAUUUUGGAAUGGCAAGGAUGGUAGCUACGGACCAAAUUCAAGGAUGUACCAAUAGAGUUGUGGGCACAUAUGGUUACAUGUCUCCUGAAUAUGCAAUGCAUGGACAAUUUUCUGAAAAAUCUGAUGUAUUCAGUUUUGGGGUUAUGAUUCUUGAGAUUAUCAGUGGAAAGAAGAAUUCAUGUUCUUUUGAAUCAUGUCGCGUUGAUGAUCUCUUGAGUUAUGCAUGGAGUCAAUGGAGGGAUGAAUCACCAUUUGAAUUGCUGGAUCCAAUUCUGCUAGAAUCUUAUAGUCCAAACGAAGUUGAAAAGUGUAUACAGAUUGGUUUAUUGUGUGUGCAAGAAAAUCCAGAUGAUAGGCCUAGAAUGGGAACCAUUAUUUCAUAUCUUAGCAACCCUUCAAUUGAAAUGCCAUUCCCUCUAGAACCAGCAUUUUUCAUGCAUGGCAGAAUGAGAAGACAUUCAGCCGAACAUAAAUCAUCUUCAGAAUUUAGCCUAAAAAAAUAUUGGAAAGAAUUGAUGGGCUGGAGACAAACGUUCAAACGUGGCUUGCGGCAUACUACGUAGGUUGAAUUAAUUACAUGAAGAAAUUUUAAGUGAAGGCGGUUUUAAAGAAGCCACCUAUCUUUGACAAUUCCUUGGUCAUUGGAUGCGUACGUCUUCACGUUGACCCAUACCAGCGAGGGAGGUUAGCUAUAUUCUUUCGCGUUUUUUAACACUUAA
Messenger RNA from Cajanus cajan (pigeon pea), 2325 nucleotides. RefSeq names its product cysteine-rich receptor-like protein kinase 10. The record is from RefSeq and is a predicted model, not a curated record. Gene Ontology annotation, biological process: protein phosphorylation; defense response to bacterium. Gene Ontology annotation, molecular function: ATP binding; protein serine/threonine kinase activity. Gene Ontology annotation, cellular component: plasma membrane. NCBI's taxonomy places the organism in Eukaryota, Viridiplantae, Streptophyta, Magnoliopsida, Fabales, Fabaceae.